GGGACCGGGCGCGGGGUCGCCCGUGUGGCGGAGUGGCUGGAGCGGCCGGGCGCGGGGCCGCCCACUCCCCUGCGGGUGUGGAGCCUCCGGUCGGCCCGCCCGAGGCCGCGGCUGCCGCUCCUUCCUGUCCUGGCGGCACAGCCCUCCUCAGGGAGGCGGCCGGCGGGAGCAGCUCCCGUGCCGAUGCUGCUGCCGGCCUGGGAACUGUGCCUCUAUGGGCUCCUCACCGUGGGCUCCCACCUCUACGCUUUCUACGAAGCGCACCAAGUGUCUCGAAAGUAUGAAGCUGCAAUGGACAGAAGGUUUGGGCUGGACCCAGGGACUCUCUUUCGGGGGCUAAAAAAGGACCCCAUGGACUUUGAGUGGAGCUACUGGAUUGAAUGGGGAAGGGAGCGUAUACUGUGGCUUCUGGCUGGUCACCUGCUGGUAUCACAAGUGUCCAGGCUCUUGGUGGAGAAGUAUAAACCAUGGUGCUUGAUGGUUUAUGGAAUGGCUGCCUGCUGGCUGUUACUGGGAGUCAAGGGCUUUGCUGUCAUUUUGUUACAUGCAGCUAUUUCCUUUGCUGUGGCUCAGUUUCAGCUGUCACUCCUGACAUGGUUGUGCUCCCUUAUCCUGCUGUCCACUUUACGCAUACCAGCUGUGGAAGAAACCAAGAGGAAGUGGUAUGACACUGAAAAUGAGUAUUAUCUGCUGCUCUUCACUGUGUCUGUCCGCUGCCUCUUCUGCACUAGCUUCAGCCUGGAGUACUGCUGGCAUGCACCUACCCAGAAGUCAUCCCACUCCUUCCCCUGGAUGCUGGCAUAUGUGUUUUAUUAUCCUACAUUCCACAAUGGACCCCUUGUGAAUUUUGAUGAAUUCAGUAAGCAGAUGAGGAGACAAGAAGCUUUCAGUAUGAAGACCAAUCUCAGCAUCUUAAUUGUGGGCAUAAUUCGUAUUUUCUUUUGGUGGUGCCUGGCUGAGCUGAUGAUUCACCUCAUGUAUAUCCAUGCUCUCUACAGUAGUGCUCUGCCUUUGGAAUCUGCAUCUUACUGGGCCUUGGGUGAUGCAGUGUGCUUCUGGCUGCUUUGUGCUAGAACGGAGCAAAUGCAAAGCAGCUGGAAUGUCCCAGGUGGUCUGGCUUUAGCUCAAGUACUGUUCUUUUAUGUGAAAUACCUGGUUCUUUAUGGUGUUCCUGCCCUCCUCCUAAGAAUGGAUGGACUCCAACCUCCAGCUCUGCCUUGCUGUGUGAGCCUGAUGCACAGUUUCACUAACAUGUGGAGAAGUUUUGAUGUUGGGCUGCAUCGCUUUCUGGUCAGGUACAUUUAUGUUCCAAUGGGAGGAUCUCAGUCCAGUUUGCUUGGAACACUAUUAUCUACAGCCCUCACUUUUGCCUUCGUAAGCUACUGGCAUGGAGGACAGAGUUAUUUGUGGUACUGGGGUGCACUUAAUUGGCUUGGAGUAAUUGUGGAAAAUGGCACCAAGAGGAUACUUUCCAUUUCACUUAUUCAAGAUUUAAUUGAGCAUUUCUUCUCGCCAAGAUUUCGUCGUCGACUUCAUGCUGUCCUAGCAUCUGUUAGCACUUCAAUGCUGAUUUUAUCAAAUCUAAUAUUUCUUGGAGGAAAUCAAGUUGGAAAAAUCUACUGGAACAGGAUCUUUAUGGAAGGCUGGCCAUGGGCAACCCUGACUGUUCUUGGGUUCCUGUACUGCUAUUCUCAUGUUGGAAUUGAGUGGGAGCAGAAGUACGCGGCGCAUUAGGAAUGAUACAAACAAUUAUUCUUAAGGCAGGUUAAUGGUUUUUCUACACUGGAUAUUCUGUCUGCAUAAGGGUGAGCCAGACCAAGUCUUCAGUCCAGGUAUUAAAACCAAAAGCUAUUUAAUUGAUUCUGGAUUGCAAAUGCAGGAAUUGAACUGCAGAAACACUGAUGGCCUACGGCCGUGAAUGGGGAGAAAUUAUGAAGCAUUUGGAAUUAUGUUAUUUUUGUAAAACAGCAUCUCUGUGACGCUAUGUACAUUAGAAGUGUACAUCUCAGAACAGGUAUUUUAUAUAUGUUGAGGAUUUUUUUCAUGUUUUGCUGCCUCUUUUGAGAUACUGAAGAAAAAUAAAAUUCUACCUUGGAGAAUUCAAAAAGCCGAAUCUCUCACAGUUGGUGUCUGGGGGCAUGUAGGACUGUGCCCUGCACUUACACUGCUCCAUGAAGGGCAUGAUGCUCAUCAGUUCUUCCUGAUUGCUUUCUGAUAUAAGCUAGAACAUUUUGUAUUCUCACUGACUGGAGUAGUUCUGCCUUAAGCUACUUUUCCACCUACUGUAGCAAAGUCUGCUUUUUCUUUUUAAAGUCUUCAUUUAAAAUUUUGCCUUUAAAAUAACACCUUUUUGGUAACCUUAGAAAUGGUUUUGUUUCUUUAAAAAGAGAGAGUAGGGAGGCAGGUCUUUUCUUAAGGAAGAGCUUUCCUUUUUAAUCAAAUAUGCUCUUAAAGCUCCUCGGGCUUUAAGCGCUGUCUGCCUUGUCUUAGAGCUAAAGCAUAAAAUACUACCUUUAUUUUGGGGCUAAUACCACCUUCAGACUGUUCAGUCUGCCUCUUGUAUUGUUACAAAAGGAGAUAUCCCCAGUCUGGGUGAAUGGUAAAUCUGUUCAGUCUGCUUCAUUCUCUGGUGUCCAGGCAAUCAGCUCCUGCAAUAUAUUGCAGACACCCUAGGAGGAACUUUUCAAGACCUUUAGGAAAAAACAGAAAGGUCCAAUACAGUGGCACCAAAUUAGCUGGAGCUCCAUGUCCUCUGCCCACAGCCAGACCUGUUACAGCAGCAUCUUUGCCCAAAGAUUGUGUUGUCCAGAGCUGGGAAGGUCAUGCCUGCAGGUGUCCAUGUUGCAGGAGUGCUUCAGCACACGCUGCUUUCUGAGGGAAGGGGAGAUCCUUCCCCUGUCUGGUGCUGUGGGUGUCUGGUACACUGUUCUGUUUUAAACUGAUAUUGAAGAGCAGCCAGAAGACCUUCAGUCUUUCUAAAGUUAGACAUUCUCCCUAGGCAUGGUCAAAAGGCCACGAGUUCUGGAGAGGACUUCUUCCAAAAGCAGCUUCCUUCACCCAAAGCAUGUCAAAACUUGUUCCAUGCCCCUGGCAGACCUUUCAGCCUGUUUGGAGUUAGUAUCCUACUGUCCAUCACUCCUGCAGCUUCAGCCAAGUCUGAUACAACUUAUCCCUUCAACAAGGAAUUCAGUUCCUGAGAAAAAUAAGCAGAAAUUCAGUCUUCUGCUUAUUGCCUGCAUUUCUGAUGUCUCUGCUGCUCACAACUAUGGCAGCCUUCUUGUACCCUCCAUUUAUUCCUGAAGAAAUAAGGGCAGAGGCUUCAGCUCUCUAUCCAUGCAGAGAAAAGCCCAUCUCUUUCUGUUUCAAAGCUUUUUUUGUUGAGUGCCCCCGCUCUCCUGCCUUGAGAAUGUCAUGAUUUCCCCUGGAAGCCAGUUCUAGGAGACACCAUGGCCUGUUGAAAAUAACUUACCUUGAGUGCUGCCUGGCCAGAAACAUGGCCCUCCUGACUGGCUGAAUGAUGAUUGCAGGGAUUCUCUCAGCCACAGAGUAUAUGGCUUUAAGCCUCUGAAUUUAUUAACGGGAUCUGAGAUUGGCCUCCAUUUUGGGGCAGCACUGAGAUAAGGGCAAGAAUUUUCUCAAACUUUGCAAUUAAGUGGAAUUAGCAUUAGAGCAAAAAGUCAUGAAUCUGUUCUUCAGUCUUAUUGAUUACCAUUAUUACAUGAACCAAGGAGCUGCUGAGUGAUUGGAUUCCAAUUUGUAUGCAUGCAGAACUUCUGGGUCCAAUAUGGAAAUGACUCUGAAGGUCAUAUAGAGAUGCUUAUUUCAGAACUAAAUUGUUUUCUAUUUUUUUUCAGUGCUUUAUAUAUCUUUCAUAAUUUUGUACAUUUUUCUGUUUCUAUGAAUAAAGCUGAAAUGGACUGUUGGCUUGA
Molecule: messenger RNA, 3929 nt
Organism: Corvus hawaiiensis (hawaiian crow)
Lineage: Eukaryota; Metazoa; Chordata; Aves; Passeriformes; Corvidae
Gene: HHAT
Product: hedgehog acyltransferase
Exons: 13
Coding region: 184-1734 (516 amino acids)
Biological process (GO): protein palmitoylation
Cellular component (GO): endoplasmic reticulum
Molecular function (GO): palmitoyltransferase activity
Source: RefSeq, a predicted model, not a curated record